UUGAUGACUAUCACAAUAUUCAUACUUUACGACGACCAGAUACUACCACCACAAGCAGUGCUUUACACUUUAUAGCAAUACUUAUGAAAUCAUCUUCCCAAGUAUCUGCUAUUCCAUUUAAUAAUGUUACCAAUCAAUUAAUUCAAAAUCCGAAAGGAGUUGAUUUCAGUAAUAUAAUUUCCCAACUUAAUUUAAAAUAUAUGAAGGAUUUAAGUAUUACUUAUCAGGAACGAAAAAAUCUUUUACAAAUUUGUUUGGAUUACCUGAAACUUAUGAAGAACGAACUGAACGUUUACUUGUACAUAGCUAUGAUAUACGGAUUGCUGAACGAAAAAAUGAUCGAAGUAUGCAAAAUACAAAGCUAAUUGACCUAUUAGAAGGCAGCUUACAUUCAACAAAAGAUUAUAUUUCAGUAAUACAAUUAAUUGCCAACAUUCCAGAGCUACAUGCAUAUUUAGAAGGAAAUAUUUUGGUUGCCCUAUGGAUUAUCCUGGACAGAAAAAUGUUCGUCGCUGUUGUACAUCGUAUGAUUAAUGGGGAACGAUCUGAUGUGCCACCACAAAUUCUUAAUAUAGUACCUUUUAUAGGUCCUUUACAUGUAUCUCUGAAUAGUUGGGAGACUGUAUUUCUUGUUGACUAUUGUUUUUUUGAAAAUAUGUAUCACGCAAUUUUUAACUCACGCAAAAUUCUUGCUAAAAAGCCAAAACCAUAUCUGCAUUUAAGGGUUGGUCUUUGGUCAAAGAAUCUGUCAAAAAUCUUUUUUUUUAAUUGCAAAUACUCUGAAGCAUUAGAUGUUGGGAAGUUUAUGAAGAAGCAAUGCUUCGUAUAUGGACAAUUUUUUAUCGAUACUGCCGCAAAAAUUAUAAUAAGUUGCCAUUGGCAUUUCUUAGUGACGUUUUUUAUUGGCAAAUAUAAAUCACCCAAUGGCAGAAAUUCUCAAAGUUCUCUUCAUAUCUUUAAUGAUUAUUAUGUAGAAAACUUUCACAGUUGUAUUAGACAUCAAACAAAUAAUUUUAAUACUGCUCAACAAAUUAUUAAUCAAGCAAAAAUAAUUGACCAGAUGCGUGAUAAUAACUCCUUUACCAAAGUUUUUUCAAAAAUCAUAACAUUGUUUACACAGAAAAGCAGUUAGAGUUUCUGGAAAAAGGCUUUUAGAUUUAUUCCAAAAUGUUUGGAAAAAUCGUGGAUGUACAACAAAAAAGAAAAUUAAAAAGAAUUGGCAAUACAAUUUACCAACACUUGGCA
Rhizophagus irregularis DAOM 181602=DAOM 197198 is the source of this 1245-nucleotide messenger RNA. The record is from RefSeq and is a predicted model, not a curated record. NCBI's taxonomy places the organism in Eukaryota, Fungi, Glomeromycota, Glomeromycetes, Glomerales, Glomeraceae.